This is a messenger RNA of Salvia miltiorrhiza (redroot sage), 1713 nucleotides long. RefSeq lists its product as uncharacterized. The coding region runs from base 1 to 1713 and encodes 570 amino acids. The transcript has 2 exons. Lineage: Eukaryota; Viridiplantae; Streptophyta; Magnoliopsida; Lamiales; Lamiaceae. The record is from RefSeq and is a predicted model, not a curated record.
AUGGCGUCAGGCAAAAAUCUCUCUGAUCAAUCGGACUCUCAAAAUCCCCCAACGUCUAAAGAGGGAACCAUCUCUACUCCCUCGAUUCAUGAUGCAGAAGCAGAAAAGGCUCAAGAUGUAAACCCUCCUUCUCCUACAUUGCUUCAAAUCGCUAUGAAGAUUAGGAAAGACAUGUCAGUGACUCUCAAACCUAGAGCUCGUCUGCAAUCUUCUGAGUCAAAAUCGAAAGGUGAUAAGUCACCAAAGGAGAAAGAGACUAUGGAUGAUCCUGCUUCUUCAAAGGGUGUUGGUGCCGACAAAGUCAGUAAAUCGAGGAAGAGAAAAUCGGUGCUCUCAGAUAGUUCUAGAACGAGGUCAAUCUCCCCUGUACCAAAGUGUAAAAUUUCUCAUCCUCCCCCACCAAAGUUUCAGAAAUCGAAAAAUGUGGAAAAGAAAGGGGUUAAUUCACGUUCUUCUAAGAAUAAUCAAAUUGCCACUGGGGUACCUCUGGGCUCUGGCCCUGUAUUUGAUGCUCAUAUGUUUCGGUCUGUUAUUCAUCAGAAAUUGUGGAAGAGCUUCAAUGCUAAAACUUUAAUUCCUGAUGGUGCUCUUAAUAUGAAAAAUUUGUUGGGGACUGGUAUUAUGGAUAUUCUUGUUAAGAAUGAGCUAGCAAACACUGUGAGGGAAACCAGGCCAUAUGUGCACAAGAUUGUGAUAGAAUUCUACUGUAAUCUCUCCGAAGAAAUGUUUGAUGAUUGCUCUCCGAAUAAGUUUAAGGCUUUUGUGCGAGGUCCAUUUUUUACUUUCUCUCCUGCCACCAUUGAUGAAUUCGUGGGUAGACAGUCGGUUGUACAUCCUGAUGAACCUAUUGGUGAACAUAUUCUGGCUCAAGAACUGACUCUUGGGAAGCUUUCUCAUUGGCCUUCUAAAGUUAAUCUUCCCAACUCAGAUUUGUCUCAGAAAUACUCUAUUCUUCACAAAAUAGCCGUGAGAAAUUGGCUGCCUACCUCUCAUAAGUCAACCGUGUCUCCAGAUGUUGCCACUGUUCUCUACAAGAUUGGGCGUAAUAUUCCUUUCAAUUUUGGGAAUAUGAUUUUUAAUGCUAUUGGGAAGCACGCAGAAAGCUCAUCUAGAGCUACAGCUAUGGGUUAUCCAGGGCUUAUAUAUGGUAUUCUCUCCAGUCAGAUUAAUGUCCUCACUACUGAUGAUGUUCUCAUCUCAAAGCCCAAGACGAUCUAUAUUAGUCCAAGACUGUUCAAUGAAGAUUUGCAUAUUAAGGAUGUUGGUGGGAAUACUCAAGGACAUCGAAGAGCAAGAGGUCGGUUCAAUGUUAUCUCUCGACCUAUCCCUCCUGAAGUUAUUAUAUCUGCUCAGUCUACUCGAGUCAUUCAAGAACUGGAAAGGGAGCUCAUUCAUCUUAAUGAAGCUCAGGUGAAAGUUACUCAAAUGAGAGCAGCUAUUGAGUCUUUACUUUAUGAUCUUAAACAUGGUCCAGCUGCAGCAAGAACUGGUGAUGCUACUGGUGAUACAAGUGCUCGGAAUGAUCAAGAGAUUACUGAUUCUGAAGAGAAUGAGGAUACUGAAGACGAAGCUGCUAGUGGAGCUGAUGAUGCCAGUUCAGUUAAUGGAGCUGAUGAUGAUGAUGCUGGUUCGGAUGUUUCGUACUCAUUUGUCAUUGUUGUGACAAAAAGGGGGAGUAGAUUUGUUGUUCUUGGUUUUUGGUUGUGCGUAUGA